This is a messenger RNA of Arachis duranensis, 1616 nucleotides long. RefSeq lists its product as uncharacterized. The transcript has 4 exons. The record is from RefSeq and is a predicted model, not a curated record. Lineage: Eukaryota; Viridiplantae; Streptophyta; Magnoliopsida; Fabales; Fabaceae. Gene Ontology annotation, cellular component: nucleus. Gene Ontology annotation, molecular function: transcription corepressor activity. The coding region runs from base 386 to 1408 and encodes 340 amino acids.
UCUAUGUCAUCGUAAAUACUACAGCUUAUUAUCUGUUCUGAUCUUUAUAAUCAACAUAGGAAGCUUUAUCCUUCCUUCUCGUCUUCUAUCUUUCUUUUUCUUCUCUAGUAUUGACGAAAAAAAAGUUUGGAUGUUUUUAAGAUUGAUGUACUAUAUAUGUAUUAACUUUGCUUUUUUCUGUUUCUUUGUUUUUGUUUUCAAUCUGCAAUUUUUAAUUGAUAUAGAAUUACGAUGACCUUUAUUUAUUUAUUUAUUUUUUCAGGAUACACUCUUAAAUAAUACUUGAUCUCAGUAACUUAUUCUCUUGUUCAUUUUCGACCAUAAAGGAUUAUACUCUUAAAUAAUACUUGAUCUCAGUGGCUUAUUCUCUUAUUCAUUUUCGACUAUGAAGGUGCAUUCUACAUCCGGAAAACGGUAUGUUCCAAUUGGUAAUCACCACCAAGCUGAAAUCCCAGAGUUAAUGCCAAAAUCAGAAUAUUGCAACUUGCAAAACAACAUGGUCAAUGAUGAUCCAUUAGAACAUGAUGGAGUGAUAGCACAAGAGACAAAUAGAGACAUAUGGUACUACCCUACUAGUAGUAUUACUAUGCCUUGGACUAGAAAAGAAGAGUCCUAUUUCAUGGCUAGCUUAUACCUAUUUAACAAAGACUUUUCAGCAGUGAAAAGAUUUGUGGGUAGCAAGACAAUGGGAGAAAUAUUGUCUUUUUAUUAUGACCAAUUUUGCAAGUCUAGCGAAUACCAAAGAUGGAAGGAUCGUAUGACGAGUUUGGGUAACAAUUCCAUUAUUUUUGGGGAAAAGAUUAUUAGUGAGAAAACACUUAUGUCUCGUCUACAGCCCUUGUUAACAACUCAUGCCUACAUGGAAAUACUUGAGAGAUCUUGGCUAUAUGGAGAAUCACUAGUGACACUAGAAGAUUAUGUGUCCGUUCUAAAGAACAAAGUUGGGCUUGAUAAUCUUGUUGAAGCACUUGGAAUUGGUAAUAAAGAAGAAGAAAUCAUCAAUACAAAGAAAUCUAAGAAGAAUAAGGCUCCUAUUGGGAACGAUUGGGCAAGCCUUACACAAAGAGAGAUUCUAUACUUUGCCGGAAAACUCUGCUCUUUGAGCAAACAUCAAUCCAAUGAUCUCUUUUGGGAAGCUGUUUGGCCUCGCUUACUCGCCAAGGGUUGGCACUUUGAGGAGGAUCGAGCUUCUUCUUCUCUGUCGCUGUCGCCGUCGUCGCCGCCUAAAUUGUUGUUCUUAGUCCCCGGAAUCAAAAAGUUUUCUAUGAAGCUAGAAAGAGGGAAGGACUAUUUUGAUUCCGUUAGUGAGGUGUUGAGAAAUGUUGCUUCUCAUCCUGAGUUGGUUGAGCUCGUGAAUUUGAAUACAAUGGGACAUGAUCAUGCAGAUGGAGCAACAAAUUUGAGUUAAAAAUCGAGUAAUUCUAUUUUGAAUAAGGGUAGCAAGAAGUUGUGACAUUUCGUUUGUGAUAAUAAGAUUUAGGGUUUGGUAAAGUUUAUUGCGAUAUUUUAAAGUUCUUGUCGUUAGGACUCAACAUGCAGUAUAGUCCUUAUUAUGUUUAAAACUUAAUUAUUUCUUGUUUUUCCUUUUUUUUGAAGGUUGAUUUGGAAUCAAGUCG